GUCGGUGACAGCCGUGUCCCCGUGUCCCCAGCCUGGAGCAGAUGGUGGCCGCCAGCCCCGGGAAGACGCCCAUCAGCCUCCUGCAGGAAUAUGGGACGCGCUUAGGCCGGACCCCCGGCUACGACCUGCUCAAGGCCGAGGGCCAGGCCCACCAGCCCAACUUCACCUUCCGYGUCACCCUCGGGGACAUCAGCUGCACCGAGGGGCUCGGGGCGGUACCGGAGGGCUCGGGUGAGUCCCGGAAUGGUCGGGCCGGUCCCCAGCCCCCCGUGCCCCCUCCCCAGGCCUGCCCGCGGCUGGAGGGGCUGCGGGGCCGCGCCCCCGGCUGCACCUGGGACUCGUUGCGCAACUCGGCGGGCGAGAAGCUGGGCCAGUUACGGAGCCGGGGAGGAGCCCCCGCGCCCGGCGGGGCCUGCGCCCUCYUGCAGGAGCUCUCGGAGGAGCAGAGCUUCGCCAUCAGCUACCUCGACAUCGACGCCCUGAGCCUCAGCGGGCUGCACCAGUGCCUGGUGGAGCUGUCCACGCAGCCGACCACGGUGUGCCACGGAGCCGCCCCGUCCCGCGACGGCGCCCGCGCCCAGGCCGCCCGCAACGCCCUGCAGUACCUGCGCAUCAUGGCCGGGGGCAAGUGAUCGCCACGGGCCGGCCCGCGGGGCUCGCUGACCCUCUGGGCACGGCCCGAGCCCGCCCYGGCUGGAUGGACAGACGGACAGACGGACCUCAGGGCCCGGGCUCUCCCUCCGGUGUGGCCCCCAUCCCGUGCCGGAGGGUCCCCGGGUGCCAUCGCCCCCCAGGAAUAAAGCUGGGGGGGUUUGUACUGCCCGUGUCGGGUCUGCUUGGGGCUGGGGGCUUGGAGAGCAGAGAGGAGGUGGGACCYUCAUCCCCCCACCCCCGGGGCACAGGAACAGCGAGGGCUCAGGGGAGGGGGCAGCACUUUAUUUAUUGGGGAYGGACAGACRCACGGACGGGCUCGGGAUGCGCUCCAGGCCGGACUCGGACGCUCAGCGGCGGCGGCCGAAGCGUUGCGGGGUCGCCAUCGUCCAGAACGGGGGGUCCCAACUGCGGGGGCUGAGCCGGGCCUGGGGCCCCCCCUGCGGCCCCCAGCCCGACCUGCGGGGGGGACACGGCACCGCUGAUCACCGGGGCACCGGGACGGGCGGAUGGACGGGCAGGAGCGGACAGACAGACGGAUGC
Malurus melanocephalus (red-backed fairy wren) is the source of this 1194-nucleotide messenger RNA. RefSeq names its product TARBP2 subunit of RISC loading complex (gene TARBP2). The transcript has 3 exons. The record is from RefSeq and is a predicted model, not a curated record. The coding region runs from base 42 to 632 and encodes 196 amino acids. Lineage: Eukaryota; Metazoa; Chordata; Aves; Passeriformes; Maluridae.